Messenger RNA from Hydatigera taeniaeformis, 336 nucleotides. The record is from the annotation of a GenBank genome assembly. NCBI's taxonomy places the organism in Eukaryota, Metazoa, Platyhelminthes, Cestoda, Cyclophyllidea, Taeniidae.
AUGAAAUCAUGGCUGAAAGACCGCCUUUUUGACGUGACUCGUCAAAUCACUCGGUGCAUCGUGGCGGAACCCGUGGUGGCAGCAGCCCUGAUUCGACAUUACCGCGAGUGGCGCGUCGAACCAAGUGGGGCGAUACGCGAGUUGACUAGUCAGUUAGUGCAACUGCGCUUCAUUCUGCGUCAAGUACUCCUUGUGAGCCCCCAUGAGACGGCGGUGAGGGACGAGUACAUCGAGAAGGCGGAGAAACAGGGUGCUAAACAGGGCGAAACUCUUCAACGACUGAUAGAUCGACUAGAGUUCAUGACUCAGGAGCAUAAUAAACUGGUAAGUGAGUGA